Messenger RNA from Talaromyces amestolkiae, 2349 nucleotides. RefSeq lists its product as uncharacterized. The record is from RefSeq and is a predicted model, not a curated record. Gene Ontology annotation, molecular function: DNA-binding transcription factor activity, RNA polymerase II-specific; zinc ion binding; sequence-specific DNA binding. Gene Ontology annotation, biological process: positive regulation of transcription by RNA polymerase II. Bases 1 to 2349 code for a protein of 782 amino acids. Gene Ontology annotation, cellular component: nucleus. The transcript is spliced from 3 exons. NCBI's taxonomy places the organism in Eukaryota, Fungi, Ascomycota, Eurotiomycetes, Eurotiales, Trichocomaceae.
AUGGACGGGAAGUCCAGAUUACAAAAAGCAUGCGAUGCAUGCAACAUCCGCAAAGUCAAGUGCGAUGAGGGCGGUCCACCAUGCCAGUCAUGUGUUGCUCUAGACAUCCCCUGCACUUUUGACCGGCCUAAAAAACGCCGUGGUCCGCCAAACAAACAUGCAGAGGCACUCAAAAAGCAAAAAGCAGAGGGCACCACGAUAGCAGCACCGUCAACUUCUCCACCGGAAACCGUGCCCUCUGUUUCUGUUACAGCGCCAUCGCCAAUUCCAUCAACAGCACCUCCCACUGCGCUUGUUCCAUUCACUGCCCCUACGACUAUCAUUGCAGGCGGAGCCGGACCAUCAGAUACCCCAAUUUCAAGCCAGAAAAUACUGCCCCUGUCCGGCGAAUCGAUAUGUCCAUUACCAACACUUCAGCUCUUGGUCGACGACUACUUCACUUUCAUCCACCCACUCAUCCCUGUCCCGCACGAACCAACCUUUCGCGAAGCGUUCGCGAGACGAGAAGAUCUGACUAAUGGACGAUUUCUGGCUUUGUUGGCUUCUGUUGUAGGCUCAUUGGUAGCCUCCUUUCCGCGGCGGCCGAGACUGCAUUUGAGGACAGAUUCUGCUGGGUCUCUAUAUUCGAAUUCAAUGGCUUUGGCCAAGCGGUGUCAUGACGUUGCAGUUCAAGCGCGAGGAUUGGGGUAUCUCGAUACGAGUACUACAGUUGACGACGCGGCUAUUAGUUACCAUCUCUCGCUCUGUUCCAGCUACGUCUAUAACCCUCAACGAAGUCGGUUGUACCUCGGCGAGUGUAUGACGAUUCUACGUGUAUACACACUAUACAAGCCUUCAAGGCAAGGCGCGACUAAUACCGGGGGAAUAGCGACCGGUUCACCAGUAUCUGAACCUCGGGGCCAAUUCGACGAUCUCGCUGAAACGACAGAGAAUCUUCUCGUUCAGGAGCAAGGGAGACGAUUGUUUUAUGUGUGUCUUGCUGGGUUGCAGACAUUGCACCAAUUGGGCUCGGCAGAUGGGAGAACAUAUAUACCCCCGGAAACGCCGACGAAUCGACAUCCCCCUCUUCCUCUCGAAGUGGAUGAUGAAUACAUCUCUGCAACUCAAGUUGCGCCGCAGCCUACUGGUAUUGUUUCUCAGAUUACUGGGUUCAAUGCGAAUGUGCGCAUAUUUCAGUGCUACAAUCCGCUAUUAGCGUUAGAAAUUGCAUUUCACGACAGCGAGGUGGUUAGCUGGGAAAGACAGAGACGAUUGAUAUAUGAUUCGCUACAAAAAGCGAAAAGCGUGACCGCAGAACUACCUCCAGAACUUUCUUUGAACUAUUCACAGCAGUUCUCGGAACUCUCCUCUCCAUCGGUUAUAGGUGGCUGGCCUCUAUCAUUCGGGGCGGGCAUGACGAAUCGAGACCAAGAACGUCGAAAAAUACAAUACGAAAUCCAAAAGGUUAACAUCUAUAUAAGUCAACUGUCUACGAGGUCGUAUCUCGUUGAGAAGUACUGGACUCUGUUUGAAGGUCAUAUCAGACUUCAAAAGGCCAAAGCCGGUUCUACUGAUACCAGGCCAACUCUCAUUCCGGGCACCAACGUUGCUAUGCAGGGCGAACCGACAACGUCGACGCCAGAUGCGGAACUCCACGCACAAACAGAUCAUAUAGGACAAACGAUGAGGCAGGAGCGUGGUUUGGUAAUCAAGGAUCUCCUCUGUUUGCUGAAAAGCGUACAAGAGAUCCACAUCGAGCCCAACGGCGCCAGUUUCUGCCAUAAAGUUCGCCAAAUAGCCUCCACACUCCUCAACCUUCCUCAAGAAAUGAGCACAACCCUACCCCUAACCGUCGACCCUGUAACUGGGACACCAACGACAACGACAACAACAACACCGCCUACAGGACCACAGCCCCUAUCCACCAGCGACGCCGAAAAAUACCUGCGCACAUUCCUCAACAUCCUAGUCCGCCUCGAAGGCGUCAGCGUUACAGGCGGCGAUCCUUUACAAUCCAUCAACACCGUCACAGACAAUCUAAACAUCAAACCCGAAGAUCUCGACAUGACCAUCAACCCCACCGCUACCGCCGGAAACACCACCCUCCUCGACCCUACUAAUACCAAUAUAGCAGACGGCAGUAACAACAUCAGCAACGCCGUAACAGCAACAACAGCCCUCCUAAACGACCCUCUACUCGCGGCCGCAGCAUAUCCGUCGCCGAAUCAUAAUGAAGCGUUUCUGUUGCCGAUGAGCUAUACAGGUGACGGGGUAAGUAGUCAGGAAGAAGAGGAGAUGAGGCAAUGGGCGACUUUGAAGGAGUUUCAGAAGACAUUUGUGGAGGAUGGGGGGCUGUUGUAUCCUAUUUAA